AUGGCAUCUCCUUCCUGUGUGCGAAAAUGUGUCAGAGAGACCUCACGGACCCUGUUUUCAGCCAGUCGAUCAAUAUGUCGCGACUAUCAGCAACCCACUCGAGCUCACCUCGACCAGAGACGAAAGAUUAGCAGCUAUGGCUACACCCAGGCCAAAGCCCUCGUAUACUCCAAGUAUGGCGAGCCACAAGAUGUCCUUUCCCUACACAGCCACUCCAUUUCGCCCGCAUCCGGGUCCAACGUCGUCCUUCGCAUGCUCGUGGCUCCUAUCAACCCUGCCGACGUCAAUCAGAUCCAGGGUGUGUAUCCUGCGAGGCCGGAGAUGACAACCGCUCUAGGUACCUCAGAACCCUCCGCAGUCGCUGGGAAUGAAGGUGCGGCAGAGGUCAUUGGCGUCGGUUCUGCGGUGAAGGGCCUCAGCAAGGGAGAUUGGGUCAUUAUGAAGAGCACCAGCUUGGGCACGUGGCGUACACACAUGGCAAUAGACGAGAGCAAAUUGAUCAAGAUUGACAAUAAGGAGGGGCUGACUCCACUUCAGGUCGGGACAGUGUCAGUCAACCCCUGCACGGCAUACCGCAUGCUGCUUGACUCGGCAAAAUGGGGCUUUCGGGGAGACGAAUGGUUCAUUCAAAACGGUGCCAACAGCGGAGUGGGAAGAGCGGCCAUCCAGCUUGGCCGCGAGUGGGGAUUCAAGAGUAUCAAUGUGAUCCGGGGCCGGGAGAACAAGGAGGAGGAACAGAAACUACGUCAGGAACUCCUGGAUAUUGGAGCCACAAAAGUUAUUACGGAAGAAGAGCUACAGAGUCGCGAGAUCAGAGACCAGAUCAAAGAGUGGACAAAUGGUGGACGAGAGCAAAUCAAGGUCGGCCUCAACUGCGUGGGUGGGAAGCCCGCCACCGCAAUGGCCAAAUUCUUGAGCCCCGGAGCGACCAUGGUGACAUACGGAGCGAUGAGCAAGCAGCCUCUGAUGCUACCUGCCUCGCUCCUGAUCUUCAAGGAAAUCAGCUUUAAUGGGUUCUGGGUGAGCAAGUGGAGUGAUCGACAUCCCGACCAGAAGAAACAAACGGUGGAAGAUGUCCUUCGGCUUACGAGAGAAGGGCGGUUCAAGGAUAUACCGGUGCAAGAAUGCAAAUGGGGGUGGAAGACGGAGAUCGAUCUUCUGAAGCAAGCUGUACAAGGUACUCUUGGUGGAUUUCGCCCUGGUAAGGGCGUUUUUGUCUUUGAAGAGACGUGA
Messenger RNA from Fonsecaea erecta, 1233 nucleotides. RefSeq lists its product as hypothetical. Gene Ontology annotation, molecular function: trans-2-enoyl-CoA reductase (NADPH) activity. The transcript has a single exon. The record is from RefSeq and is a predicted model, not a curated record. NCBI's taxonomy places the organism in Eukaryota, Fungi, Ascomycota, Eurotiomycetes, Chaetothyriales, Herpotrichiellaceae. Bases 1 to 1233 code for a protein of 410 amino acids. Gene Ontology annotation, biological process: fatty acid metabolic process. Gene Ontology annotation, cellular component: mitochondrion.